Galeopterus variegatus (Sunda flying lemur) is the source of this 783-nucleotide messenger RNA. RefSeq names its product Tctex1 domain containing 1 (gene DYNLT5). Lineage: Eukaryota; Metazoa; Chordata; Mammalia; Dermoptera; Cynocephalidae. Gene Ontology annotation, biological process: microtubule-based movement. Gene Ontology annotation, molecular function: dynein intermediate chain binding. Gene Ontology annotation, cellular component: cytoplasmic dynein complex; cytoplasm. The transcript has 5 exons. The record is from RefSeq and is a predicted model, not a curated record. Bases 236 to 775 code for a protein of 179 amino acids.
ACUGGAAGUGAGUCCUGGCCUUUGGCCCCUCGCCUGCCCCCGUGGCUGGACUUCGAGGGUGGUGCCCAACUCAGCGGCCAGCACGGCCACCUCCGGAACCUGAGCAGCGCGAGGCCUGAGCGGCCUUUCUGUGGCCGGCCGCAGCCCUGGGGACCUCCAGGCUCCAACUUGGCCUUUGCGGGACAAGGCUGGCCUGCGGGGCAGCUUGAGAAACAGGAGUCUUCUUCUGUAAGUUAUGAUGAUGUCAGACAUUGCUAAAGACAGAGCUGCUCAUUCAUUGAAGAAAAGGGGGAGUAUGACUUCUCUCAGUAGUCAUGAAUUCCCGCGGAAGGAAGUGCACAGGCGCUCUAAAGCCUCCAUGAGUACUGUGUCUUAUAUGGAUGAACCUAACCAGCAUGAUGAUGUCUCUCACCUUACAGUUCAGAUGGAAAACUCCUAUCAGCUGGGUCCUACCAAACAUUUUCCUGUGGUCACUGUCAAUGAUAUUUUGAAAGAUGUGUUAACUAACUACCUACAAGAAGAAAAAUAUGAACCAGAACUCUGUAGACAGAUGACUAAAACGAUUUCUGAGGUAAUUAAAGCCCAAGUCAAGGACUUGAUGAUUCCAAGAUAUAAACUAAUUGUGAUUAUUCACAUUGGACAACUAAACAGUCAGAGCAUAUUUAUUGGAAGCAGAUGUCUCUGGGAUCCUAAAAGUGACACCUUUUCAUCUUAUGUUUUCCGAAAUUCUUCUCUCUUUGCUCUUGCAGGUGUCUAUGCAGUUUACUUUGAGUGAUUGCAAAU